Messenger RNA from Lutzomyia longipalpis, 1970 nucleotides. RefSeq names its product arylsulfatase B-like. The transcript has 3 exons. Bases 107 to 1879 code for a protein of 590 amino acids. NCBI's taxonomy places the organism in Eukaryota, Metazoa, Arthropoda, Insecta, Diptera, Psychodidae. The record is from RefSeq and is a predicted model, not a curated record.
ACAGCCAGCUUUUGCGAUCAGUCGGGGACAAUCUCUCCACAAAUACAGUCGCUUUUAUUUGAUUAAAAAUUCAUUUUCCUCCUGAGAAAUAAAAACCCCGAGGAAAAUGCAAAAGUGCUGCUUUGUGAUCUUUUUCGUGAUCUUUUGUGAAGUACAAAGUGCCUCAAAACCCAAUAUUGUUGUGAUCUUAGCUGAUGAUUUGGGCUCAAAUGAUGUGAGUUUCAAGGGGUCAAAUCAAAUUCCCACCCCCAACAUUGACGCCUUGGGCUAUCAAGGAGUCAUCCUCAAUCGUCACUACGCCCCCGCACUGUGUACCCCCUCGCGAGCUGCUCUCCUUACGGGGAAGUAUCCCAUGCAUUUGGGAAUGCAGCACUACGUCAUCCCGUCAGAUGGCCCUUGGGGUUUGCCGCCAAAUUUCCGCAUUCUACCGCAAUACCUCAAAGAGGUUGGCUAUCGGAAUCAUCUUGUGGGAAAAUGGCAUCUUGGCUUCUCUCGGAAGUACUACAUUCCCACCGAAAGGGGUUUUGACUCCCACAUUGGCUUCCUGGGUCCCUACAUUGACUACUUCGACUACACGCUCGAAAUGGCCAACAAGCCCUACAAGGCGGGAUUUGAUUUUCGCAAAAAUGAAUCCAUCUACCGCGACCGUGUGGGCACAUAUGUGACGGACGCAUUGACAAUGGAGGCAGCAACGGUCAUCCGUGACCAUGAACCCACUGAGGGUUCCCUCUUUCUCUUUGUGUCCCAAAUUGCCCCACAUGCUGGCAAUGAGGAUGACCCACUGCAGGCCCUCGAGCAAGAUCGCGCCCAAGUGUCGCGUAUUGCGAAUGAGGAGAGACAAACUUAUGGGGCCAUGGUGAGGGCCCUCGAUCGAUCAGUUGGGGGCAUUGUGGAGGCAUUAGCAGCCAAAGGGCUCCUCAACAAUACCAUCAUACUCUUCUACUCAGACAACGGGGGGCCAACGCAUGGACUUCACUCCACAACAGCAUCCAACUGGCCACUCAGAGGGCAAAAAGACAGUCCCUAUGAGGGUGGCGUCCGUGUACCAACGGUAAUAUGGAGCCCACUUCUUAGCAAGCGCCAUGGUAUUAGCAACACCCUCAUUCACAGCACAGACUGGCUACCAACAUUUGCAAAUCUAGCUGGAAUACCUGCCGAAAAACUCACUGAUCUCGAUGGUGUGAACAUAUGGGAGUCUCUUAAUGGGAAUACAACAAGCCCAAGACGGGAAGUUCUUCACAAUAUUGAUCCAAUUUCCGGCUAUAGUUCCUACAUGCGCGACGGAUGGAAAUAUGUAAAUGGGACACUGUGGAAUGGGCAGUACGAUGGAUGGUAUGGCGAGGUAGCAUCAGAAGAAACAAUGUCCGAUGCUGAGUAUGCUAAAAGUGUACUUGAGAGCACAGCUUGGAGACUUUUGAGCCCCUACCAAAUUUCCGCCCUAAAUGAGGACGCCAUUUUGAAUAUUCGUAGCAUGGCUAAGAUAAACUGUCAUCGGGGAAAUCUUCCGGAAUCCCCGUGCAAUCCCCUACAAGCUCCCUGUCUCUUUAACGUGGAAACAGAUCCGUGUGAACUACAAAAUCUCGCAUCUACACUGCCCGAUGAAGUAGCUAGUCUUAAAAUGCGAAUUGACGCACUAGCCGAAACCGCAAGACCGCCAAUAAACAAAGAUGGCGACCCUAAAUGUGAUCCGGCACAAUUUGGUAAUAUCUGGACAUGGUGGCUGGAUGAAUUAGAUGCAAGAACAGAAGAUAAUAAUUCGUCUGAUACUCUAUUUUGGGUUUUUAUUGGACUGGUCAUUCUAAUGGCAAUCCUCGCCUUGAUUGUAACCAUUUUGGCUUGCCUAAAGCGCAAAAUUUGCUUUCCAAUUGAGAAGAAAUAAGUUCAAGCAUUUUGUAUUAUUUUUCUGAAUGAUAUUUUUUUGUACAUUUGAGAUUAAUAAAUAAGUUUUUUUUUAUUAAUUUUAAAUAAAA